CGGCCGCGCGGCAGGCGACGCUGCGCAUGCGACCUCCCGCCCACCGGCCUCUUCCCGCCCGGUGGCGCCGGUAGUAAACUGCACCGCCCGCCUGCGACAUGUCCAAGAAAAAGGGUCUGAAUUUUGAAGAGAAGAGGGCCCGCAUGAUGGAGAUCUUUUUUGAGACAAAAGAUGUCUUCCAGUUGAAAGAUAUAGAGAAGAUUGCUCCAAAAGAGAAAGGGAUUACCUCGAUGUCAGUGAAAGAGAUUCUGCAAAGCCUUGUUGAUGAUGGCAUGGUGGACACUGAUAGAAUUGGAACUUCCAAUUAUUUCUGGGCUUUUCCCAGUAAAGCUCUUCAUGCCAGGAAGCGUAAAUUGGAGGAGUUAGAGUCUCAGUUUGCUGAAAGCAGUCAGAAAAAAGAGCAUUUACAAAAAAGCAUUGAGAAAUCAAAAACUGGACGUGAAGAUACUGAGGAACGUGAAGCUCUGCUGAAGAAACUUGCUGCCCUUCGGCAGAAAAAAGAGCAGCUAAAGAAAGAAAUAGACAAAUACAGGGAAUGUGAUCCAGAUGUGGUUGAAGAAAUGCGCCAAACAAAUCAAGUGGCCAAGGAGGCAGCCAACAGAUGGACUGAUAACAUCUUUUCUAUAAAGUCCUGGGCCAAGCGUAAAUUUGGAUUUGAAGAGAGCAGAAUAGAUAAAUGUUUUGGAAUCCCAGAAGAUUUGGAUUACAUUGAUUAGUGUUCAGUGGAUGGCUGACACAGUUGUACAUAGUUCUUUAUAUAUUCAUAGCUGCCAUUAAAAUGUGAAUCCUCUCCAAACAGGUGAUGACUGUAAUUUGCUGGUUUUGUUAAUGUUAAUAAAAUACUAAAAAUA
Molecule: messenger RNA, 851 nt
Organism: Catharus ustulatus (Swainson's thrush)
Lineage: Eukaryota; Metazoa; Chordata; Aves; Passeriformes; Turdidae
Gene: MND1
Product: meiotic nuclear divisions 1
Exons: 8
Coding region: 99-716 (205 amino acids)
Biological process (GO): reciprocal meiotic recombination
Cellular component (GO): nucleus
Molecular function (GO): double-stranded DNA binding
Source: RefSeq, a predicted model, not a curated record